GCGCCCUCUACGCGAACCGCGAGAUCCAGUUUUACGUUGCGGCCGUGUGCGUCGUCUUUUCCGCGGAUCCGCGCACUGCGUGUGGCGCGGCGGCGUGUCUUCCUCGAAUAAUCUCGUGUCGCGACUAUUUUUGCCGGUCGAGUCUCGGCCGAAGCCGCCGAGCCGAAUCAGUUGGUGGGUUCCCUGCGUGGUAGUCGCCCGACCCCAAUCGAUCCCGAACCUCGCUCCCGAGUCAGUCAGUGCACGUGCUCCCCGCAGUCGCGUCCUCGUGUUGUGAUUCGGCCGCCGAUUCUCGAUUCCGGAUCAGCUCCCAAGGUGUGUUUGAGUUACUGUUACUAGCUGAAUUUUGCACGGUGAUUUCAAGAAACCCAAGGCUGUCAGCCGGUAGGACUAACAAAUCCUGAAUGAGCGAUUCCUGAUUGACGCACACCACUUCUUCUCAACUCUCAGCAAAAAUGGAGCCAAGCACAGGCGAGCCGCAGGCCACUGAGCUCGACACCUUCCUUCCCCAAGAUGGAUCUAACAAAGAUGGAUCAUCAGCAAAGUACAAAGUGCAAGUGCUGCCGACACGGCCGCGGGACGCGGAGGCCGCCGCAGGGACCGGGCACCACGAGAAGGGCUACUGGGACCCGUUCAAGGAGCGGAAGCUAGACCACGCCACCACCGACGGCGAGACGCUCACCCAUCUCCUCAAGGCCUCCCUCGGCACCGGGAUCCUGGCCAUGCCGGCCGCCUUCAAGAACGCCGGCAUGAUCACCGGCAUCUUCGCCACCAUCAUCGUCUCUCUCGUCUGCACCCAUUGCUCAUACGUCCUGGUAAAAUGCGCACACUCGCUGUAUCAUAGGAAGAAAGUGACUACAAUGACCUUUGCAGAUGUCGGAGAGGUUGCUUUUGCGAACGGACCUCCAUGGGGCCGGAAAUUCUCCAAAUGGGCUAGAUUCUCCAUUCUCUUCGGUCUAUUCUUAGCGUACUUCGGAACAUGCAGUGUCUACACUGUUAUCAUCGCCAAAAAUUUCAAGAUUGUGAUAGAGCAUCAUUCUCACUACAAUGCAGACAUACGGUUUUACAUAGCGGUUCUGCUUGUCCCUCUCAUUCUGCUCAGUUGGAUCCCUAAUCUGAAGUACUUAGCGCCGAUUUCUAUGCUGGCCAACUUCCUCAUGGCCGGUGGUCUGGGCAUAACUUUCUGGUAUCUUGUUUGGGACUUGCCAAGUGUCUGGGAGCGCCCCCAGUUUGCCUCCUGGGAGACCCUGCCUGAUUUCUUCAGUACGACUAUCUUUGCCAUCGAAGCCAUUGGUGUGAUAAUGCCUUUGGAAAACGCCAUGGAAACUCCUCAACACUUCGUUGGCAUUUGUGGUGUUCUUAACCGAGGGAUGAGUGGAGUUACGAUGAUUUACAUCUUACUAGGUUUCCUUGGUUUUCUCAAGUUUGGAGACGCUGCUCAAGACAACAUCACAAAUAACUUGGAUAUCACACAAAUAGCUCCUCAAGUUGCCAAUAUCUUCGUAGCAAUUGCUGUUUUCUGCACAUUUGGUCUUCAAUUCUUCGUAUGCCUAGAAAUUGGCUGGGAUUCUGUCAAGGGCUACUUUCCGAAGAGACAAAGAUUCUACAAUUAUAUCGUCAGAACUGUGCUUGUUUCAGGAGCUGUGUUCUUGGCUAUUGCAGUGCCAACAAUAGGCCCAUUCAUCAAUCUAAUCGGAGCCCUCUGUUUCUCACUCCUGGGGCUCAUAAUUCCUGUUUUCAUUGAAUUCGUGACGUAUUGGGACGUUGGAUUUGGCUCCUUCAAUUGGAUAGUGUGGAAGAAUAUCCUAGUCCUCAUUUUUGGAGUUUUAGCCCUAGUCUUUGGCUCGGCCACUAGUAUCAAAGGGAUUGCGGCACUGUAUGCCCCGCAAGGUCCUGUGGCUGAUGGAUUCAACAAGACUUUAGAAAACCUAUCAAGUUACAACACAACAAGUGUUUGAAUGUGCUACUUCCUUUACUCCAUUAUUUUCACCAAAAUGUUCACCGGGUGCCUAAUUUAGGUCUGUUAGAAUUGCAUGUGUCCAUGAGCAAUUUUCUAAGUUUGAAUUUUUUUUUCUCAGAUCAGUUUUUUCGGAUUUAGGUAGCUUUAACUCAAAUUUUAUACCCUAAUUAAAAAAUUCUGUUGUCUUUUUGGAAUGCUGAACUAUCAUACUUUAAUUUAAGUUGUGUGAGGGGUAUAAUCUUUUUAAACCUUCCAUCCACCCUGUGUCAAUGAGCUUUGCACACCCUUUUUUAUUAAGUUCAACAGAAUAAUUGUUUUCCUUCAUAUUUUUCUUUACCAGUGAAUUUUACUAAAUUCGGCAUGUCAGCCCUUCUCAAAUCUAAAAUUCGAAUGAAAGACUGGUCUGAAAGCUUUUGUUUCUUCAUUGUAAUCGACACACAACAAUAAUACUAGAACAGUCAUCAUUGCACAUUGAAAACAUGUGUAAGUCAUCUCAAUUAAGGGUUUUCCACACUUUUUAGGAAGCGAUUAAAUGAUGCCUUAAAUUAUCAAGGGAAAUCAGUGGCCAUUCUAUGAACAUACUGUGAUAGCGUUUAUAUUAUUUUGUGCGCUGAAGCCUGAGUUUAAAGAGCUUACUUUUUUUAUCAUGAACUUGAGGGUAUACUUAGCAGCUUUUGUCAACUUAUUUAUUCUGUUAUUUUAGGUUGUACAUACUGUUAUUUUUUUCAACAGUAAUUUUCAAUCAGCGUACUUAUAACUCGUUGUCAUUGUUUUUAUUCUUUAUUUUAUAAGAUUGCUGUUAUUGUUGCAUUUUUGUCCAGAAGCAUAUCAUAUCCUUAAUUUUUGUUCAAACUGGAGCUUUUUAGCUCUUUGAACUUCAGUUGCUGUUUGCAGAUUUUCAAAAGUUUGUAUCUAAGUUUUUAUCCGGCGAAAGUUAUGUACUUAUUUAUCUGCACUCUUUAUUGUAUUAACAAGGUAUCAUUUUUGUUUCUGUCAGUUUUUAAAACAUUUUGUUGAGUAAAUCUUUUAUAUUUCUACAAAUCUAGACAGUAAUGGAUAGUUGAUUUUACAAAAUCUUUAAAUAAUUUAUUUUUGCAGUAUAUUUUUUUCCUCUGUUUCAGAGUUAAGUUCAGUUUUUUUUCUUUCCUUCUAUGCAAGGAAUUGAAGUACAUAUUUUUUAAGAAGGCCAUGAAAAAAUUUUAAGUAAAAAAAAUUAUAAACUGCAGAUUUUCAAUUGUCUUCUGUAAACAUUAAAGUUUUCAAAAGUUGCUCUCCAUGGUGUCGGCAUCUUUUUUUUUACUUUCUAAAGUAAUUUGUGCCUUUUGUUUCUUUUGAUAUAUGUACUUUUUUCUGGGAGCAUUUGAUUAAUAUGAAUGAAGCAUGCAUUGCAUUGUUAUUGUUUAUCAUCUCACUGGCUGCCGCACAGGCUAUGCUAAUUACACCUCCCAGAAUACCUAUUAUGAAGAAUUGGUGAGCAGCAAAUAACUCAUUUUUAUUUGAUAUCGUUGCAGGAUAAGAUAUUUUUUUUCUUUGGUAUCACGGUAUCUUGGCACUAUGACAUGCCCUCAAGACAGCCUUUCAUACACAUUUUGUGUCUUGCAAGCAAGCUGUAUUCAUUUUUGAGCAAUUUUUAUUACGUCACUUUUCAUGAGCCUCAGAGAUAAGUGCUGAAAAAUUAUGACCGUCACUGUUGAUUUUUUUCUUGGAUAAUUUUCAUCUUGGAAAAUUGUACUGUAUUAUUCAUUUUCUUAUUUUGUAAUACCCUAUUUUAUUUCUAGACAUGUAAGUCAUUGAGCAUUUUUAUGACCGUACUCAUAGUUUUUAGUUUUGUACCAAGACGUCAAUUUCCUCUCGCAAGAUUGUAAAGUUUAUUGUCCUUUAGUCUUUGAUGAGCUGUUUUCCGUUUUUGGUGCUGAAUUUGCUGUAUAAAGAUAAGAUAUUUUUUUUGUUUUAUUUUUUUAAUAAAUUGGUCGUAAUUAGUUAGUAGUAGAAUAUCUACCUUGUAUUUAUAUGAUAUGAUUCUUUGUUUCAUCAAUGCAUAAUAAUAAGUAAUGAUAAAAUUACAGAAUUUUUUUUAUAAGGUUUAUUUUUUCAAUUCAGCCAAUAACACGAACUGUUGUUUUACUUUAUCGAUUCUUUCCUUCGUUCAUCUCACUGCUUUUGAUUUGGAUUGUUUUAGCUCUGAAUAGCAUGUUCCAGCCAUAUCUAUUUUCAAAAGAAAUGAAUACCUAUUAAAUUUCUCAUGUUUUGUCUUGUUUCAAAGGUCAAUUCAGUGCCUUUUGGAUUCUUUCUUUCUUUCUUUUUAUUUUUUGGCACACUUGUAAAUAAACCCUGAAGCAAAUUCAAAUUAUUUUUAGAGAUAUGUUGCAGUUUAUUUAAUUAGAUAGAUUUGAAUUCAGUGCUGUUGACUGUCAGUUAUUCAUUUCUGUUAUUUGUACAUUUUAUCAUUUCAUGUAUAUUCUUGAAUUUAAAAAAAAGACAAAUUAUGAAGUCGGCUUUGGCCAUCUGAAAGUUUCGUUUCUUUCAUUAUUUUUUAUUUUUUCGUAAUGUCAGAUUUUUCACUGGAAUAAGCUAUCUGCUGCCAACUUAUUUCCAACCAUAUAAUAAAGUUUUGAAUAAUUAUGUA
Messenger RNA from Bemisia tabaci, 4586 nucleotides. RefSeq names its product solute carrier family 36 member pathetic (gene path). Gene Ontology annotation, biological process: amino acid transmembrane transport. Gene Ontology annotation, molecular function: L-amino acid transmembrane transporter activity. Gene Ontology annotation, cellular component: vacuolar membrane. The record is from RefSeq and is a predicted model, not a curated record. NCBI's taxonomy places the organism in Eukaryota, Metazoa, Arthropoda, Insecta, Hemiptera, Aleyrodidae.